AUGCGAAAGUUGGAAUGGGACAACAUGGGAGUGAAGGUUGAUGGUCGGCAGCUACACCAUUUGCGCUUUGCUGAUGACAUCGUACUGAUAACACCUAGCAUCAGCCUGGCGGAACGAAUGCUGACCGAAUUCGACGAAACAUGUGGAUGCAUCGGUCUUCAGCUGAAUCUACAAAAGACGAUGUUCAUGCGGAACGGAUGGGUCUCGGAUGUCCCAUUCACGCUCAACGGAACGAACAUAUCCCAGUGCACCAGCUACGUUCAUCUCCGUCGGGAAUUGAACAUGAUGAACGACCUGACCUCAGAGCUGGACAGGAGGAGACGAGGGGCUUGGGGAGCGUAUAAGAGCAUCGGGAUAUAG
Molecule: messenger RNA, 360 nt
Organism: Necator americanus (New World hookworm)
Lineage: Eukaryota; Metazoa; Nematoda; Chromadorea; Rhabditida; Ancylostomatidae
Exons: 1
Coding region: 1-360 (119 amino acids)
Source: RefSeq, a predicted model, not a curated record